Messenger RNA from Lepus europaeus (European hare), 522 nucleotides. RefSeq names its product chromosome 10 C20orf144 homolog (gene C10H20orf144). The coding region runs from base 1 to 522 and encodes 173 amino acids. NCBI's taxonomy places the organism in Eukaryota, Metazoa, Chordata, Mammalia, Lagomorpha, Leporidae. The record is from RefSeq and is a predicted model, not a curated record. The transcript is spliced from 2 exons.
AUGGGAAACAGCAGUUCCCAGAAGCGGGCCAAAGCACCCACGCAGGCCUGCGAGGAGACCCCGCCUGACACGGACGAGGCCGGGAGGAAACCGUUCUUCAGCCACUCCAAGGGCAAGAAACCGGGUGCCAAGAUCCUGCUGCUUUUGCAGUUGGACAAGCGGCAGCAGAGAGCCGAGGCGGCGGCGGCGGCGGCGGGCCCAGGCGCACAGCCCGGGGAAGGCGUGCCGCGCGGCUCGGUGGGCUUCCCCGCGGCGGCGCCCAUGCUGCGGGGAGCGGGCGACGGCGCCGAGCGGCGCGAAGGUACACGCGAGAGAGAGAUGAAAAAGAUCCUGGUGGUGCUGCUGCUGCUGGACGCAAGGCUGCGCGAAGACGGGCGCCGCGCGGCGGGCGGGCCCAAGGCACCGGGCAGCGGGCCGCGGCCCGACGCCAGCCCACCCGCCUCCAGCGCGGCGCCCGGCGAGCGCGACCCCAGCGAGGAACGGCCACGCAAGCGGCGCCGCUGCCCUCGCCCACGGCCCUGA